AUGGCUCCCCGCCGGGAGGCCGAUGAUGACCCAGCUGUUACCUGGUGUGUCUUGUCAGAUGCAGAGGAACAGAAGUGCAUGAACUUUGCAGGAAACAUCACAGGAAAGAGCAAGUUUAGCCGACUUUUGUGUACAAGAGCCUACAAUAGUAUUGACUGCAUGGAGAAAAUUAAGAAUGGCUCAGCUGAUGCAGCAACCAUGGAACCACAUGACAUCUACUCUGCUGGCUGGUGUUAUGGACUGGAGCUUGCUGCUGGAGAAUCUUACAAUUCAGUAGAUGGUAUCAACUAUUAUGUAGUUGCUCUUGCAAGGAAAUCAUCCAGUGAUCUUUCUUUGCUGGAGAUGCAUGAAAAAAGCUCCUGUCAUCCUGGUAUCCAAACCACUGUUGGAUGGACAGUUCCUGUUGGUUUCCUAGUCAACACAUCACAAAUAAGUAUAGAUGAACACUGUAACUUCCCAAAAGUGGUUGGCGACUUUUUUGGCUUCAGCUGUGUCCCAGGAGUGAAAGACCCAGAAUUUGAUCCAAAAGGAAACAAUCCUAAGAAUUUAUGUGAAGCAUGCAUUGGAGAUGACAAUGAUAAGAACAUCUGUGCCAACAAUCCUGCUGAGAGACAUUUUGGGGAGGCAGGAGCACUCAGGUGUGUUGCUGAAAACCUUGGAGAUGUGGCAUUUGUCAAACACUCAACAGUCAGUGAUAACAUUAAUGGGAAGAAUCAAGAAUCAUGGGCAAAAGAUCUUGAACUUGAAGAUUUAAAGCUGCUUUGUCCAGAUGGUACUGAGGCAGGCCUAAAUGACUACAAGAAAUGCAGCCUAGCAGCUGUCCCGGCUAAUGCUGUAGUGGUUCGACCUGAGGAUAAGUGCAGAGUGUAUAAUUUUCUCAACAGAACACAGAGAAUGUUUUCAAAUACCACAGAAGGGUUCUCCCUUUUUGCUUCUUCUCCAUAUGAAGGGAAAGACAUCAUGUUCUCUGACAACACACAGAAACUUCUGAAAAUUAUGGGAAACUAUCAGUCAUGGCUAGGACCAUCCUAUCUGACAGUUAAUCGAGCAUUUGACUGUGAAGGUUUGUGCUAACAGCCUCAAGAAACAGCGAUUUUCCAUGAAAUCCAAUAAUUAUUCAGAAAAGACCUGUCCAUUGAAAUGUAUUUGUUGUAUUAAUAU
Molecule: messenger RNA, 1161 nt
Organism: Polypterus senegalus (gray bichir)
Lineage: Eukaryota; Metazoa; Chordata; Cladistia; Polypteriformes; Polypteridae
Product: otolith matrix protein
Exons: 9
Coding region: 1-1074 (357 amino acids)
Biological process (GO): iron ion transport
Cellular component (GO): recycling endosome; plasma membrane; early endosome
Source: RefSeq, a predicted model, not a curated record